CUAUAUCAUAAGUGGAUAAUCGGAUCUGAUGGUGAAAUAUUUGUAUUUCUCCAUGAAAUCUUGAUUUUUCAUUCGAUAAUAUAAUGUCUGGAAAUCCUGUAGUUAAUCUGGUUUUUAAGAUUAAAAUCAUUUAUGUGGAGUUUGUGUAUAGAUAUUGGAUUUUAGGAUUCAAUUGCAAAAUAUAGCUGAUAGUGUUCCAUUCUGAGUUGAUUUGGACUCCUUGAAGUAUAAAAUCUUAAUUCUAGGGUUGAUGAAGAAAUUCUCUUUGAGAUUCUGUACAAGAAAUAGACUUGAGCGUUUGAUGUGUUACAUUAGAAGUUGAUUUUAGGAAUAUGGGAUAAUUGUCAAAGCCCUGGAAUUUCUUGGCUGGGAAUCUAGAGCAAAUGACUCUAUGUAGGCAGAAUAUUUAUGAAAAAGGUUGCUUUUGGGGAAGUAAUCAUUCAAAGCUAUAUCCCUUCAUUCAAGCAAAGAUUGAAAGCUAAGAAGCAGGAGAUCAGAGGAUCAAAAUUCUUUAAUGGGUUUAGCUUGAAAGUAAUUUCGGAAUGAGCUUGGAGGAGGAUUUGGGGCUGGGGAAUUUCAGUUAUGUCAGGAGAAAGCACACGCCUUAUCUUUAUAGUUGCUGUCUCUCUAAAAAAUUCAAGUAGAGGCAUCUACAAUGUCUUCCGAUUUGGUUCCAUCCACGUCAACUCUCAGCAACCAUUACGAGCCCCAGGAGUCCACCCAAAGCCUUCUCAGUGGAAGAGGCUCAGGCCUGUCUAGUUUUUUCUCCUAUAGCUUUAUGUACAGAUGGACCUUAAUUUUUUGUCAGUCUUGUUCUGGAACUGAAAAUCUUGUUUGCAUGUACAGCUCAAGCCGCUAUCUUCAAAUGGAUGAUUCUGGAGUUUAUUUAACAUCUCUGGCUGUCACUGUCUUGAUUUCGGCAAUAGCCAUAAUUGGAAUUCUGUUAUUCACACUUGUAAUUACACUAGCUAUAUUACUGGCAUCUUGUCAAAGUAAGCCUGAUGUUGUGGUCAAACAAGGGACGAGACCAGAAAUGGGUGUUGAUGUGUGCAGGAGCUUUGUUUUGAACUUUGAGCUUAACAACAUACAAGGGAAUAAUGUUUUCCCGAGUAUGUGUGAAGAAUAUGUGUUUCAAUACAUGACAAGUGGUCAAUAUGAGAAUGAUGUAAAUGGAGCAAUCAAGGCAGCAGAUAGCUGUUUAAUUUCUGCCGUUGUGAAUGGUGAUGGACUGGAUACAGUAAUAAUGGACGUUGAUGAAACAGCUUUGUCCAACUUUCCAUACUUCAGUACUUUUCAGCGUCGUUCCAUGAUGCAUAAUGUGUCUGCUUGGAAUCAUUGGGUUGAAGAAGCAAAAUCUCCACCACUGAUUCCUACUUUGAAGUUGUAUCAUAAGCUUCAGAACCAUGGUUUGGCUUUGAUUUUCCUUUCUGGAAGACAAGAGAACCAACGGAACUCUACUGUGAAGAACCUCCUUCAUGCUGGUUAUUCUGGUUGGACAAUGUUGAUAAUGCGGACUAAAGAUGAGAUGCAGAUGAAUGUCCAAGCCUACAAGUCCAAACAGAGAUUACAAUUGGAGAGCAUGGGCUUGCGCAUCAAAGGUGUCAUUGGGGAUCAAUGGAGUGACAUUAGAGGGCCUGCUGUUGGUAAUUACACUUUUAAGCUGCCAAAUCCAUUGUAUAAUAUAUUGUGAGUAAUCUUGGGUGUUAUAUAGUUGGUACCAGCAUUUUCUAUGGAGAAGGGCAGAGGUAUUAUGAUAUUAUAGGAUCUUUUGUGUAUGUUGUGCGAGUAUUGGUUAUUGUUGCUAAAAAGCUACUUUGAGAGUGUAGAUGCUCAUUGUUUAUGGCCAUGAAGAGGGGGAUGUAUAAUGAGCUCAUAUAAAUGCUAAGAUUUAGCAGUUAUUGAAGUCAAACAUGAGGUUGAAGACGAACAAAAACAUAUUAUUAUUAUUGGUUUCCUCAUUCUGGUAGAUCAGACUGGAGAAAUGUGUUGUGAAUGUACCCAGUUAUUUCAUACGAAAUUUUAUUUAAGGGUUCCUUAACUUUCGAA
Messenger RNA from Cryptomeria japonica (Japanese cedar), 2046 nucleotides. Its product is annotated as acid phosphatase 1. Lineage: Eukaryota; Viridiplantae; Streptophyta; Pinopsida; Cupressales; Cupressaceae. The transcript has 7 exons. The coding region runs from base 656 to 1690 and encodes 344 amino acids. The record is from RefSeq and is a predicted model, not a curated record.